This is a messenger RNA of Aspergillus candidus, 1075 nucleotides long. RefSeq names its product putative AP-3 adaptor complex subunit sigma. Bases 7 to 561 code for a protein of 184 amino acids. The record is from RefSeq and is a predicted model, not a curated record. Gene Ontology annotation, biological process: protein transport; vesicle-mediated transport. Gene Ontology annotation, cellular component: intracellular membrane-bounded organelle. NCBI's taxonomy places the organism in Eukaryota, Fungi, Ascomycota, Eurotiomycetes, Eurotiales, Aspergillaceae. The transcript has 2 exons.
GCCACAAUGAUCAACGCGGUUCUGGUCUUCAACAACAACGGUGAGCCGAGGCUCACCAAGUUCUACACCCAAAUCGACACCCAAGCAAAGAAAGAAUUGAUCGGCCAAAUCUAUGAUCUCGUGUCGCGACGACCGCCAACCGCCUGCAACUUCCUUCCUCUCCCCCCGAUGCUGUCGCGUGGGGCCAUGUCCACCGUGGAGCUUGGCCCGUCCGAUGCCCCGACACAAGUCAUCUACCGGACCUACGCCACGUUGUCGUUCAUCAUGAUCGCCACGUCUACGGAGUCUCCGCUGGCGCUGAUCGACCUCAUCCAGGUCUUUGUCGAGUCCCUGGACCGGAUGUUCGAGAACGUCUGCGAGCUUGAUCUCAUCUUCGGGUUCGAGUCGAUGCACGCCGUGCUGGCGGAGAUGAUCAUAGGCGGGGUGGUGUUGGAAACCAACACGGAGAAGAUCGUGGCGAGCGUGCGAAGCCAAGAGGGCCCGGCGGCCAAACGAUCCAUUCACACCGCCGGCGCGAGUAUGGGGCGUGGUGGGCUGCCUGGCUUGGGUGGCUGGCGAUGAGCUGGGACGGCGACAAGCCGGGACUAGUGAUUGUGGUCCUUAUGAUAGUGGUCAUGGACGAGGUAUUUCGAAUGCCAACCUUGCUUUACCGGGAAGCACACUGGUAUGGAGUGCGGCUGAGUAGAGACAUGCUGGUCCCGGAGACGUGCGGAUUCAAUGCUAGUACGCAGACCGAAUUGGCCACGAGGCAGCACCGACCAGGCGAGCUCGUUUCCCAAGAGUUUCGACUUUAUUCUACAGCUGGAAUAGACGGUACCAGUCAGCGGGAAUUGACGGGACCCUGCCAAUUACACUGGGUGCAGCGCAGCCAUGGGCAUUCUGGAACCUGCCCCGCUUGAGAAACUGGAGCAGCGCACCGCACUCAAAUAUGGCAGACACGUUUGAAACUCGACAGAGAAGCACUGUCAGUAAUAGAAAGUGUUGGGCCUAGUUAGCAAGGAUAGCUCACUCUGACAACCUGUUUGUUUCCAUGCGCAGCGUGAAUUGAUUUUAAUGCGAGCCAUGCAGCAAUACC